This is a messenger RNA of Aureobasidium subglaciale EXF-2481, 1972 nucleotides long. RefSeq lists its product as uncharacterized. The transcript has 2 exons. The record is from RefSeq and is a predicted model, not a curated record. NCBI's taxonomy places the organism in Eukaryota, Fungi, Ascomycota, Dothideomycetes, Dothideales, Saccotheciaceae. Bases 74 to 1741 code for a protein of 555 amino acids.
AAAGAGCCGCUCACACAAUAAGAUGAACCAAAAUCCCCUAUGAACCUAAGACCUUUUUUCACUAUCGUAAUAAAUGCAAAAAGCUGUCAACAUGUCAUCCUACUUUGACGUACUAUCCUGGACGCGGGCACGCAAGAACCGUGAAGCUUUGGAGAAGACCAACCCUCAGAACCCUGUUCUCAACGACGACGACGAGCAAUUUUUGGAAAGGAUUACUAGUCAAGAGGCGCCUGCUCCACCACUUCCUACCAUUGAGCCUACAGUUAUUGAUGAUGAGGGAAACAAAAGAGAGGCUAAUGCGACGCAAAAGGAGGCUGCUGAGAUGAUCUUGCCGGCUAGUCCUGGAGAGAGCAAGGAGAAGAGAACUUGGGCGAGCUAUAUUCCUAAUGUUCCUAAUGUCGCGGUGCCGAACAUGUCGAACAUCCCUUCGAUUCCUGUCAUGCCUUCGCUAGCGUCUUUGAGAGGCAACAAGGCGAGUGCUAAGGCCGACGAUAAGGAAGCUUCCCAGUCUGAGGACUCCGAGGUUAAAGCAGCUGAACAAAAGCCGGUCGAGAAGAAGGAAACACACGCGGAAAAGGCUGCUGCACCUGUCCAAGACGACAAGAACGACCUUACCGAGAAGGCCGAGGAAAUAGUCCAAGCCACGACGGAGGUGGCCCAAGAGACCAAGGACGAACUCACCAAGGACUCUGCCACCGCGUCAGAAGCAGAGGCCACAAAGGACACUGGAGACGACAAGUCCGAGGAGACUACUCAACGAACGUGGGCUUCUUACAUCCCAGCUAUCCCAGCCAUGUCCGCCAUUCCCACCAUCGGUCGCAGCACAAAGGCCAAGGAAGAAGCAGAAGAAGCGGCAAGGAACCAGACUCCUGAAGCAAAAGAGCAAAACGAACGCGAGGUGUCCGUACUCCUGGAUAAUCUGAACCUGUCGGCAAUCAACAACCGCGUCUUCAGUUUCAGCGACCAAUCGCAAAAGCUAUACGGAGAGUUCACCUUGAUACUCAAGGACAUAGUCAACGGUGUACCAACCGCCUACGAGGAUCUCGAGACUCUACUCAAGAACAACGAAAAGCACCUCGAGCAGAUGUUCAAGAACAUGCCUCCUUUCGUUCAAACACUCGUUAAAUCUCUUCCCACCAAGUUCGCAACUUCCAUGGGUCCAGAAAUCAUGGCAAUGGCAGGCGAUGAACCCGGCCACGACUUGAAGAAAAGAAUGGAGACUGUCAGUCAAGCCUCCUCUUCUGCCGCCGCGGGUGUCCAAAACGUCAACCUCGACGUCAAGAAGAAGCAAAAGAGAAAGAUUCCCAACAUCAAGGAUCUGGCAAAGCAGAAGGGAGCAGUAACCAGUAUGUUGACGAACAUUGUCAACUUCCUCAAAGUCAGAUUCCCUGCUUUUGUCACCGGCACAAACGUCGUGAUGAGUUUGUCCGUAUUCAUCCUUCUCUUCGUAUUCUGGUACUGCCACAAACGCGGCAAAGAAGUCCGUAUGCUACGUGAAUCAGAACCCACAAAAGCUUCCUCCUCCUCCGCCAACAUAUCCGAACUCUCCGACUCCGCAGAAUCUUCAGAAGAUGAGGUCGAAGAGAAAAAGGAUGCUAUGGAUAUAGACGAAGAGUCUGAUACAGAGGAAGAGAAGAUUAAAGCUGCCAAGGCUUAUGCUGCUGGGAUGCAGAAGUCUGCGGUGGGUGGUCCGGAUAAUGCUGCUGCUUUGAGAGCGAAGAGGGUUUUGGAGCAGGAUUGAGUGGGUGAAAAGGAGCGGGAAGUCAUGAAGGUGACGGGAUUACUCUUAAUGAUUAUGAAGACUUUUACGACCUUUUUCUUGCUUUGACAACUGGAAUGAUUCUUUCCUUGCGGGACUGUCAUGUUUUGACUCUUCUCUUGUACCUGUCAGGUGUCUAAGCACACACGUGAGGGCUAUCUAGAUUUACUUGACGUUUAGUGAUGUUGACAGGAAUGUAUCGUUCAAGCCCAU